Cavia porcellus (domestic guinea pig) is the source of this 3382-nucleotide messenger RNA. It is a transcript of the gene Mical1, whose product is annotated as microtubule associated monooxygenase, calponin and LIM domain containing 1. The transcript is spliced from 24 exons. Gene Ontology annotation, molecular function: protein binding; FAD binding. The coding region runs from base 53 to 3241 and encodes 1062 amino acids. The record is from RefSeq and is a predicted model, not a curated record. NCBI's taxonomy places the organism in Eukaryota, Metazoa, Chordata, Mammalia, Rodentia, Caviidae.
CCCGGGGCUCUGCUCAGCUGCUCCGCUCCCCAGGAGACCCAGGGGAGGCUCCAUGGCUUCUUCCAGCUCUCCCAAUCCAGCACACGCCCACUUCGAGAGCUUCCUGCAGGCCCAGCUGUGCCAGGAUGUGCUGAGCAGCUUUCGGGAGCUGUGCGGGGCUCUGGGCGUAGAGCCCGGGUGUGGGCUGCCCCAGUACCACAAGAUCAAGGCCCAGCUCAACUACUGGAGUGCCAAGUCGCUGUGGGCCAAGUUGGACAAGCGAGCCAGCCAGCCUGUGUACCAGCAGGGCCAGGCCUGCACCAGCACCAAGUGCCUGGUAGUGGGCGCUGGACCCUGUGGGCUGCGGGCUGCAGUGGAGCUGGCCCUGCUGGGCGCCCGAGUGGUGCUGGUGGAAAAGCGCACCAAGUUCUCUCGUCACAACGUGCUUCACCUCUGGCCCUUCACCAUCCAUGACCUGCGGGCACUGGGCGCCAAAAAGUUCUACGGGCGCUUCUGCACUGGCACCUUGGACCACAUCAGCAUACGGCAACUGCAGCUGCUUCUACUCAAAGUGGCGUUGCUGCUGGGGGUGGAAAUUCACUGGGGUGUCACUUUCACUGGCCUCCAGCCUCCUCUCAGAAAAGGCAGUGGCUGGCGUGCCCAGCUCCAACCCAAGCCCCCAGACCAACUGGCCAACUAUGAAUUCGAUGUCCUUAUCUCGGCUGCAGGAAGCAAAUUUGUUCCUGAAGGCUUCACAGUUCGAGAAAUGCGGGGCAAAUUGGCCAUUGGUAUCACAGCCAACUUCGUGAAUCGGCGGACGGCAGAGGAGACACAGGUGCCUGAGAUCAGUGGUGUGGCCCGGAUCUACAACCAGAAAUUCUUCCAGAGCCUGCUCAAAGCCACAGGAAUUGAUCUGGAGAACAUUGUCUACUACAAGGAUGACACCCACUACUUUGUGAUGACAGCUAAGAAACAGUGCCUGCUGAGGCUCGGAGUGCUCCGCCAGGACCGUCUGGAGACUGAGCAGCUGCUGAGCAGCGCCAAUGUGGUACCUGAGGCUCUGCAGCGCUUUGUUCGGGCAGCUGCUGACUUCGCCACCAACGGCAAGCUGGGGAAGCUAGAGUUUGCCCAGGACGCCCGUGGGCGGCCUGACAUCUCUGCCUUCGACUUCACAAGCAUGCUGCGGGCAGAAUGUUCCGCUCGUGUGCAAGAGAAGCAUGGUGCGCGCCUGCUGCUCGGCCUGGUCGGGGACUGCUUGGUGGAGCCCUUCUGGCCGCUGGGCACUGGAGUAGCCCGGGGCUUCUUGGCAGCCUUUGAUGCAGCCUGGAUGGUGAAGCGGUGGGCAGAGGGCACUGAGCCCCUAGAGGUGCUGGCUGAGCGUGAGAGUCUGUACCAGCUUCUAUCACAGACGUCCCCGGAAAACAUGCACCGCAACGUGGCCCAGUAUGGGCUGGACCCAGCCAGCCGCUACCCCAACCUGAACCUCAAGGCUGUAACCCCCAACCAGGUGCGAGACCUGUAUGAUGUGGUGGCCAAGGGACCUGUGCCAAAGAAGAAUGACAAGCCUAACAGAGGGAAUCCGACCACUGGGUCAGCAGGUACCCAAGAGGAGCUGCUACAUUGGUGCCAGGAAAAGACGGCUGGGUACCCAGGAGUCCACGUCACCGACUUGUCUUCCUCCUGGGCUGAUGGGCGAGCCUUGUGUGCCCUGGUGCACCGGCUGCAGCCCAGCCUGCUGGGACCCUCAGAGGUGCAGGAUAUGGGGGCUCUGGAAGCGACCACCUGGGCACUGAGGGCAGCUGAACAUGAGCUGGGCAUCACACCCGUGGUGUCCGCACAAGCCGUGGUGGCGGGCAGUGACCCCCUGGGCCUUAUCGCCUACCUCAGCCACUUUCACAGUGCCUUCAAGAACACCCCCAACAGCCCAGGUCCAGUCAACCAGGGCUCUCCUGGGACUUCCAGUGCGGUGUUAUUCCUUGGCAAACUCCAGAGGACGCUGCAACGCACCCGGGCCAAGGAGAACAGCGGGGAUGCUGGCGGCAAGAAGCCUCGCUUGGAGGUAGAGGCUGACACCCCAAGGACUGAGGAGCCGCCUGCACCAGAGUCCAGGGGUCCCCUGGUACCCCCACCCCAACAGCAGGAGGAAUCUGUGCAGGCUGAUGCCAGGGGCCUGUGUGCCCUUUGUGGGGAGCACCUCUACAUCCUGGAGCGCUUCUGCGUAGACGGGCACUUCUUCCACCGGAGCUGCUUCCGCUGCCAUGCCUGUGAGGCCACACUGUGGCCAGGUGGCUACGGGCAGCACCCAGAUGGGCAUUUCUACUGCCUCCAGCACCUGCCUGGGACUGACCACAAAAAGGAUAUCAUGGAUGGAGGCUCCACCAGUCCUGAACUCCCCACCCCAGAUGCAAAUAGCGUGCCACCAGGCCCCUUGACUCCCACAGCCCCUCAGGAGGAGGCCAGUCCCAUCCCAUGCCCCAGGCAGCCUGCCCGUCGGCUGAUCCGUCUCUCCAGCCCAGAACGCCAGCGGCUCUCCUCUCUCGACAUUAACCCCAGCCCAGAAAUGGAGCCGCCACCCAAGCCCCCUCGAAGCUGCUCAGCCUUGGCACGAGAGGCCCUGGAGGGCAGCUUUGUGGGCUGGGGUAUGCCAGCCCGGAGUCUGCCUGUUUUUGAGGCCAUGGAAGAGGAAGAGAGUUCCUCUGACAAUGAAGAGGAGGAUGAUGAUGAUGAGCCUUUGGACCCAGACUUGGAGCAGGCCCUGCAGACGAUGGCCAAGAAUGCAGGCACCAUGGACAAAUACCCAACGUGGCGUCGGACUCUGCUGCGCCAUGCUAAGGAGGAGGAGAUGAAGAGGUUCUGCAAGGCUCAGACUAUCCAGCGGCGACUAAAUGAAAUUGAGGCUGCUCUGCGGGAGCUGGAGGCUGAGGGUGUGAAGCUGGAAUUGGCCUUGAGGAGCCAGAGCACUUCCCCAGAACAGCAAAAGAAACUCUGGUUAGAACAGCUGCUACAGCUGGUUCAGAAGAAAAACAGCCUGGUGGCCGAGGAGGCUGAGCUCACGAUUACGGUACAGGAACUGGACCUAGAGGAGAAGCAGUGGCAGCUGGACCACGAGCUGCGAGGUUACAUGAACCGGGAAGAAACCCUGAAGACAGCGGAGGACCGUCAGGCUGAGGACGAGAUCCUGAGGAAGCUGGUGGAGGUCGUGAACCAGCGGGAUGCCCUCAUCCGCUUCCGGGAGGAGUGCAGGCUCAGUGAGCUGGCCUGAGCCACAGGGCCCUGGCUGGAAGAGGCCGGGCUGCUCGCCUUCUCCCUGCAGGCUGGGCUCGUGCCAGGACACUGCCACCCCAACUCAUUGGGCUGCCUCAAAGGGGGCCUCUGUUCACAAUAAAAGUACUUCUGCCACAAA